This is a messenger RNA of Aureobasidium melanogenum CBS 110374, 540 nucleotides long. RefSeq lists its product as uncharacterized. The coding region runs from base 1 to 540 and encodes 179 amino acids. The record is from RefSeq and is a predicted model, not a curated record. Lineage: Eukaryota; Fungi; Ascomycota; Dothideomycetes; Dothideales; Saccotheciaceae. The transcript has 2 exons.
AUGGCCGAAGAUGUCUCUGCUCGCGAUUGCAUCGAUUCGACCAUUCCAGUAUUUCCAGUUGCACGAUUCCCCAGGAAGGUGCUGGAUAGGUUUUUUAAGCAAGCAAAUGCAGCGUGCAGACGAUGCGAGUAUGAGGAGCCUCAAUCGACCCUGAUGCUAUCUCGAGACAUCUCCUUGAUCAAAUCAAGAACAGAAGCUCCAGUAGACGACGGUCUUCUCGGAACUUGGCCAUUCGAAAGGUUUAGUGUCCAGCAAAUUAUCGAUUUUGCUAUCCAACAUCUGAACAACACAGACCUAUCUCCGACGAAGAUGCUUGUUCUGGAUGAUAUUACGUAUCAAAGCAACACAUGCGUGUUGCUAUCCAAAAAUACACUUACCGAUGAUCCGCAAAGCUACAUACAGGUAUGCUCGGAUUUUGAGUCUUCGUUAGUGGUUCUGAAAACCAUUGAGACUGGCUGUGGUGAUGCCGAUUCGCAAUUAGAUACUCAAUACCCUGGCUCCGAUGGCGUGUUGAGGAUCUCGGUGCGAGAUAGACUCUGA